This is a messenger RNA of Talaromyces stipitatus ATCC 10500, 1350 nucleotides long. RefSeq lists its product as uncharacterized. Gene Ontology annotation, biological process: lipid catabolic process; proteolysis. Gene Ontology annotation, molecular function: serine-type peptidase activity; triacylglycerol lipase activity. The record is from RefSeq and is a predicted model, not a curated record. Lineage: Eukaryota; Fungi; Ascomycota; Eurotiomycetes; Eurotiales; Trichocomaceae. Bases 1 to 1350 code for a protein of 449 amino acids. The transcript is spliced from 2 exons.
AUGUUCAUCUCUAACGGGCUCGCCAUUCUGUUCCUGACUUCGACAGCCCAGGCUCAGACAAGCAUAGGCCAAGCAUCAAACUUCAACAUAAGAAAAGAAGUCGCUUUAUCAUGCGGGUGCAAUGAGACAUGCCAAGAAGUCCUGACUCUCACAAACGCAGGCGACCUUGAGACGCUCGGAACCGCAUUCGACUUUGACUUUUACAACACGGCAGAUAAUUUCUCUACGUCGACUCCAGGCGAUUUGCUGAAACUGGCGGCGAUCAACAGCUCUCAGCUAGAUGUCCCUGCUGGAAUGGCUACUUUUCGAUUCCAGUAUACUUCUCAGGACCUAGAUGGAAGUCCCGUACCCUCAACUGGAUUUAUCGCAUUCCCAUUUGAAAAGCCUGCCCACGAUCGAAAGAUCCCUCUUGUCGCGUACGCUCACGGUACUAUUGGUGUCUACCGUGGCUGUGCGCCGUCAUCUUCUCCCAAUUUGUUCGACUAUGAUAGUUGGUCCCCACUGAUUUUCCGCGGCUAUGCCGCCCAUGCAAAUGACUUGUAUUAUUCGGUACAGGCUGCUCACAAAGCCUUUCCUGGAGUUUUUACCAAUGAGUGGAUGAGCAUUGGCCACUCCCAAGGAGCUGCCGCCGUGUGGAAGCUAUCUGAGCAUCCACUUGUGCAAAACGCCAGCUCAGGAUAUCUUGGGACUGUUGCAGUAUCUCCGGGAGUGAAGCUCUAUGACACCGCAAAAGUUGUCUUCGAUUCGAUUUUUCCUCGACCAGAUUUUCAUCAGUUUGUUGUCGCUGCCGAGAUGGGUCCUCUUGCAUACGGAGUCAUGCAAGCAUUUCCCAACUACACGGCUCCAUGGCUCGGUGAAGCCAUGAGGCGGAGGAUUAGCCUCACUGCUCUCGCACAGUCCUGUACCUUAGCGUUUAUGGGCAUGUCAUUCGACUUGACACGGGAGGAACUCAUUGCGCCUGACGCAAAUCCCGCAGCAGAUGAGACAUUGAAGCAAUUCCAAUCGAUCAAUGCUCCAGCACAGGGUGAUUCAGCUUCCCGACCACUUCUAGUUAUACACGGCUGGAAUGACACCUCAGUCCUCCCUGAAAUCACUGUGGAGGCGUAUCACGACGCUGUUGCGACAGGGAACGAAGUCCACUUGCUCCGGUAUCCUGGACUCGAUCAUUCCGCGACUAUAACUGCUUCAGCACCAGCAUGGCUGAAAUUUUUGGACGAUCAGUUUGCUCACAAGCCUGGACGUGGUGUAUCAACGGAUGUAACAUUUCAACCAUUUGAUUUAGCCGUAGCAAAAACACCGUUGGAGCUUCCCUUGAACGAAGAGCCGCUAUUAGGCUUUCUGCGGUAUUAG